Molecule: messenger RNA, 5991 nt
Organism: Moneuplotes crassus
Lineage: Eukaryota; Ciliophora; Spirotrichea; Euplotida; Euplotidae
Source: the annotation of a GenBank genome assembly
AUGCUGUGGAUGAUAAUUGAGUUAAUUCACGCUUUUAAGCUAUACCCAACAGAAUGAUCAGGAGGCUACUACAAGGAAGGGCAUAUUUGCAAGCCUUGCCACAGCUCAUGCAAGGAGUGAGACAACUCGUCUCAAUGCACAAGUUGAGAAGAGUACAUGUUCCUUGACUUAGACACUCAUUUGUGACAAAGGUGACUUGAAGGCUACUACUAUGACAAUAUCGGUGAGCAAUGAAGAGAAUGUGAUGAAAGCUGUACUGGGCAGUGAAUGGCUCAACAAAGUUGCUUUGAAUGCCCAGUUGGACGAACAUUUAGUUUAGAGAUGCUCGAGUGUAUAGAUGAAUGUAGAGGUGUUAUUUUAAAUGAUGAUCAACUCAAUUUACCUAGCGUAUGUAGAAAUUAUGGAGUUGAUAAUACUUCACUUGAGUAUUAUGUAGAUCCUCAGAGUAAUCAACCAAUUGAAUUAGGAACUCUGGAGUUUCCUUAUCGCUCAUUCAAAUCAGUGAACUUUGAAAUUGCCAAGUUCUUCAGUCACUCUAACAUAUCAGUCAUCAUUUACACUAAAGAUGCUUACAUUGAAGAUGGUACUAAUCGUUAUUUAAACCUAACUUCGGUGUCAAUUGUUGCUCAUCCAACCUACAAUUACUUAACCUAUCAGCCUAUUCUUAUUCCUACUGCAGUUCCUCAACCCUUCAUCUCUGAAAAAUCCUUGCUUCAUUUAAUAAACAAGGUAGAUGCAUCUUUGGAAGCCUCCAUUAUUACUGCUUUCCAAAACGGAGAUUUCAGUGAUUACGAAGAAAGUUUAUUUGAAGAUCCCAAAACUACCAUCUUACCUAUCAUGACCUCCAUAAUCGUUAAGAACAUUGAUAUCUACAGAGAGGAAACAGAGCCAGAUUCCUUGCUUAAGUUUAUUAUGUUAGGAAAUCUUCAAACAAAAGUUAUGCAUAUUGAGAAUGUAAACCUAAACAUUACAGGCUCCUUUGCUAAUAAUCAGAGAUCAGCAAACAUUAGGUUUGAAAACAUCAAAAUUGAUCUUGUCAGGUUUGAUGUUCUUUAUUACUCUGAUUUUUUAUUCUGAAAUUAUCCAGAAGCAAUCUUGAACCCAGAGCUAUUUGCCCAGAACAUUUCAAUGGUUAACACUAAUAUUUAUAAUGGAAGAGCACCUUAUGACAUUCUGAGAAUGAGCGAUAUUGGAAAUAUUACAGCUAUAGAUAUUGAUUGCAGAAAUCAUUAUAGCUAUGCUGAAGCUCCGAAUGGAUGCCUUGGAUAUACAGUAAGACCUUCAUGAUUACCAGAUGACGGGAGAAAGCAUAUUAACAUGUUUAAAAAUGUGAAUCUUGAUUUUAUAUCGCCUUCUCCUAACUAUAUCGUUUUAAAUGCUAUUGCAGCAAACACACAGCACUAUAGACAUGAGCAUCUAGAUGUAGAUGGUCUGUCUUGAGAAAAUGUAAGAGGCAGUAAUCCUUAUACUGUUGUUGGAAUGAUAGGAACUUUCCUUGAUACUUUAACGAUGAAGAAUAUGGUCUUUAGGAAUUCAACAAACACUGGCUAUCUUUCAGGAGGUAUGACAAUUUUAAGUCAAGAAAUUACUAAUGUGACCUUUAUUGAUACUGAUGAGGCAGUUGGCCACUCUAUCGGAUGACCGCUAUGAAUUAAUUUUGUUGCUAAAGAUAUCAAAUACAUUAACUAUAGAAUUUCAUCAUUUACAAGGGCUCCAUCUAUCUUUACACAUCCUCUCAAUAUCUCCACUAUGGUAUUUGAUCAUUUCUACAUCGAGAAUUCGUACUUUCAGCUAUUUCCUUUUAUUUAUGCUCCAGAUGUAGCUGCGAUGAUUCAGAUUACUAACAACUAUUUCAAUAGGACGAAUCUAGAUGGCUCAAAUUCCUUCUUCAGACUUACUCAAGCCACUAAUUUUGUUUUCCAGAACAAUACUUUAUUAAACUCAGGAGCGUUAGAUGAAAAAGAUUUCACUAUUUUUAUUGAUAUGCUAUCUCUAAAUCUUCAGUACAUGGAUGUGGCUGUGAUUGAUCAAAUCAGAUUCAUCAACUCUUCAAGCUCUUUCAUGAUGAUUAGCAGCAUUGUUGGAGAGACUGACAUUGAGAAAAUACUCGUGGCUAAAGAUAUAUCGUAUACUGAUUGAUUUAUCAGCCAUGCAAACCCAUUAAUUUCAACCCAGAGACAGAUUACUAACAAACCAUACACCUUAAAUUUGAUUUCUGUUAGAUUCAGCAAUGUUCAAUAUAAGAGUAAAGGUGACAUUAUAAGGUUAGGCCAUCAACUUAAAACUCCAAUUUCUAUUGUAAAUCUGACUGUGAGUCAAGUCACAUCUGGGAGGAUAAACACAGAAUCAUACUUAACAUCUUCAAAUACUUUGCAAACUAGUACAAAUAUCCAAGGGAUAACUGUAGAUAGAGUUUAUCUAAAGUUUCUGUCUUUCAUUAGAACAGGCUUUGGCUCGACUUUAGAUAUUGAACAGUCAUCUUUCACUAACAUUGAGAGCGUUUAUUUGGACUCUGGCAUUUUUAGCACUGAGUCUAAUUCUCAGGUCAAGAUCGACAAUGCCUUGUUUCAGAAUAACUCAGGAGCAUCUGCAAUUGUGUUUAAGAUUAAAGAUAGUUCCACAUUGACAUGAACCAACUGAACUUAUUUAAACAACUUUGCACUUUCAAACGGAAUUAUGUCAACUGUUACAAAUGGAAAGUUUAUAUUUAUUGAGAACAACAUUUUCCAUAAUUAUGCUCUUGAGAACUCUAUUGGAGAAAUCUUUGCAUUUAACGAAGUUUCUAUUAUUCAAAGAUCCAAUAUUUAUCAGAAUCUGGCAAUUUCUAAUUCUGAUUUUGAAUCUGAGCUACUAAAUUGCACUAACCUGUGAUUUCUUGGAGAAUACUUUAAAGACUAUUUGGCCUCUCUUGAUAAAUCUGCCUUAGCUUAUUCUAAUGUAGCUAUGCAGGUGUUAUUUGGACAAUUGCUAAUUAAAGACUCUUCACAAAUAUAUCAGCAGCAAAAGUUUGUGAGUGCUUAUGAGUCAAUUGUCAGAGUUCAGGACUCCAGUGUUUCAGAUAUUACCUUGAGCAGUAGUAGCUUUGAAAUCAUCAACUCAGACUUGAUAUUAGAAAAUGCAACUUUUUCAAAUAUCAUGAACCCAUUAGAAGUUGUAUUCAUUCUAAUAUCAUCUGAUAGCAAUGUCAAUGUCACCAGUGCAACUCUAAAAGAUUCUCAGACUGCUUUAUUUUCCAUACAGUCUUCAAAUGCAACUCUUCAAAAAAUAAGCUUUGAGAAUGUGACAGCUUCAAUCUCCCUUAUAGAGGCACAUGUUGGUGGUCAGUUUGUGAUAAAUAAUCUUUCAUUAUUGCAAUCCUCUGCAGGUCAGCAAAUGUUGCUUCUUGAAAAUACAAACAUGAUAUCUCUGGAGUCAAUAGAAGUGUCUAAUUCAGAAAAGUCUCUCUUUAAAGCUUUGGAAUCCAACUUUGAAUUGAUUAAAAACGUCUCAAUCAUAAAUAGCACACAUAGUGUUGAAAUUUUAGACUCAGCUGUUUCCAAUAUGACAAACUGCACUUUUGAAAAUAAUGGCAAUUCAUCCACAGCCAAAGGUGGAGCAAUUAAAAUGACUGAUUCCAUGAUAACAAUAGCCAAUUCUACUUUUAUUUCAAACCAAGCUUUCAAAGGAGGUGCGAUUGCAUUUGAGUGUUCAUCCAGACAAAAAUGUAAACUAGAUAUUUCUGGUUCAAACUUCUCUAACAAUAUUGGUUAUGAAGAAGGAGGAGCUAUCUAUUAUAACUAUCAACCUCCAACAAUGCAUCAAACUAUAUUCUCUAACAACUCAGCCUCAUAUGGUCCAAAUUUAGCGAGUUACCCAUAUAGAAUUGGAUUGAAGGGGAGUACAACUUUAGAUCCAAUAUUGCUACAAGACAUAGGAUCUGGUAUUCUUGGAGAUGCAUUAGAGUUAGUGCUUUAUGACUACAAUAAUCAAGUUAUGAACUUAGAUAGCACCAGCCAGCUUGUGAUCACAGCUGCUUCUGGAAGUAAUGGAACUAUCAAAGGAACCAAUACUGGUAUUGUAAAAAAAGGAGCAGUUGUAUUAGAUAGUAUAUAUUUUGUUGACAAGCCAGGAACUAGUUCUGUCAAAUUUAAAGUCUCGUCAAAGACAUUAAAUACCAAGAAGAUAUCUGAUAUUUAUAACAGAUCAUCUCCAGAUACAGAAAUCAUUGCAAACUUUAGGGACUGAAAGCCUGGAGAGCAACAUCUUGGAGAUCAGUGAUCCUCUUGAUCAACAGGGACAUAUUCCUUACAGUGGAACUCCAGACAAUGAGAUAAAUGAGUGGACAAUGUUGUUUGUGAAGGGAAACAAGAAAUCAAAGUAAGUCCAGGAUACUGGAGAAGGACAUCCAACUCCACACAAAUUGUCCAAUGCCUAAAUGAAGAAGCGUGACAAGGAGGCUAUGUUGGAGAAUCCGAGUCUCCAACUCAAUGAAAAACAGGCUACGAAGGUCCAAUGUGAUCCAAAUGUAGUAUCAUCGAUGGAGAUAAGUAUGAGAGGCAAAAUGAGUUUAUGUGUAUAAAAUGUCCAACACCUAUCAUUAACGCUCUUAGAAUUGCAGGUCUAUUAUUCUUAAUCUUCUGCUACUUUAUGGCUCUAAUUGUGUUGAAUAUCAGAAAGACUGAAGAGAGUCAAGUAUCAGUCUUGCUGAGAAUUCUCACCAACUACAUGCAGCUAAUCACUACAUCUAUGUCGAUGACUCUGAGUUACCCAAGCUUUCUGGAUUCUAUUACUGGUCCUCUGAAACGAUUGGGAGGUUCCUCUGACACAUUUUUGUCCUUCGACUGAUUUAUUACAGAUUAUGAAAUCAAGGGUUCUUUUGAGUCAAAUGAAGUUUUCAAGCUUUUCUUAACGAUAUUUCUACCAGUUGUAUUAUUUGCAUUUAUAGCAGCUUUAUGGGUAGUGAUGCGACUCUUCAGCAAGAAGCUUGUUCCUAAUUUGACAAGAAAUCUAGUUAUCUCAUUCAUCAGUAUUGUUUUCCUUCUUCAUCCAAGACUCACUCAGACAAGCAUCAAUACAUGGAGAUGAGUCAAUAUUGAUACAGGAGUUGAUCUGGCACGGUUUGACAUGAACAUUGAGUGAUAUUCAGCAUCACAUCUCAAAUAUUGUUUCCUGAUUGCCCUUCCAAUUAUGAUCAUCUGGGUAAUUUCAAUGCCUGUCAUUGCCUUCAUAUUGUUAUUCAAGGUCAGAAAGUCAGGGAAAGAAAACAAAAUCAAGCAAUAUUUCUUGAUUCUGUAUCAAGGGCUUACUCCUGAGUGUUUCUACUGGGAGUUUGUGAACACUAUCAGGAAAGGAAUAGUGCUAACCUGUCUGCUCCUUCCAGAAACUGGAAGAAUUGUCUUAGCUUCAAUUACUUUGGUAGUCUCAGGGAGGAUUCAGAUGAGUUUGAAGCCAUACAAGAGGGACAGUAAUAAUCAAGUAGAGUUCUUAGCAAUCAUGGCUGGAGUGGUGACCAUUCUGACUGGUCUUGUCUUCUUAGAGCAGAAUUCUGUAGAAUCCUUAGAUGCAUUUGUCUUGUUUAUUAUUUGAGCUGUCAAUGCUGCAUUUAUACUAAACUGGACAUAUCUAUUCACUCAAGAGUUCGAAGAAAAGUACAAGCUAGCUAAGAUAACAAAUAUGAUUGGAUGUAUGCUUUGCAAAAGAAAGUCAAUGAAACCUCAAUCAGCCUUACCUUCCGCACCCAAGCAAUCCAACCCAGCUAAAAUCCAAAACUCCUCCAAAUCAGAUCUCCCCAUCCCUUCUCUCCCUCGCCAAAGAACCCCUAAACGCCUCUUCAAACCUUCUCACAACCGCAAGCGCAAGACCAAAGCCAGGUCCAAAAAGAAAGCCACUGCCCCUCCCUCUCUCCCACCCAAAGAAGACCCCCUCAACCCCCCAAUAUUCUACCCGGCCACCACAAUCAGACCCCUCAAAACCCACCUCCCCUCAUCACCCAUUAAAAACCCUGAUUAUUAA